Caenorhabditis bovis is the source of this 870-nucleotide messenger RNA. NCBI's taxonomy places the organism in Eukaryota, Metazoa, Nematoda, Chromadorea, Rhabditida, Rhabditidae. The record is from the annotation of a GenBank genome assembly.
AUGCACACAAACAUUUCCAAUAUUUCAGUGUGCUUCUGCGGCUCGUCAAUGAGCUUCUCACAACAGUAUGAUGUUAUCACGCAACCGACAUCGCCGACAUCACCAACGUCGCCGACUGGCCGACGUCUGAACAUGAAUCACGGUUUCCUCAAAUUCAUCGUUCGCAAUCAGUACAAUCGCGACGAAUUCCACAAAAUAGAGGAGUUGCGCAAGACGAAAGUACAGGAGAAGCUAAGAAGCGGAAGCGUUAGCUCGUCGAGCAGUAGUUGCAGUAGCAGCAGUAGCGGCAGCCCGAGACCCAUGAGUUUCGUGUAUGAGAAAAGCUAUUACGUCCCGCCGGCGCUACGAAAACAGAAAUCGCUCAAUGAAUCAAGUAGUGACGCAUACAUAAAGUCCGACGAAAACGCUGCGUCCGACAUUAGCGCAACUGCCGUUCGUAAUACCGACAGCGAAGCAACAGUAAGCUCGUGUGACCAUUUCGCCGACGAAGAUGAAAGAAGAGUUCGAGAAGGCGUCAGACGUCGACAUCAGAAGAAAAUGAUGCCGAUCGACGAUAUUUGCGUAUCGCUGGCCAACUCGCAUAUAUCCAAUGAGGAAAAGAAGGCUGAGCAGGAAAUUGCCGCCCAGAACUUGUUCACGUUGAAAAUGAGGCUCAAAAAUGACGUCAAUGUGGAGAUUGAUAUCCCGAGGGGCGCUCAAGCUGCACGAAUCGCAAAAGAAUUGACACGGGAGCACAACUUCAACGACAGUCAAUGUCGUCGUCUCAGAGAGUUCAUCGAGUUGCAGCUCAACAAACGCCUGAACUCGAGUUCGCCGCCGCCGAUAAUUGAUGACUCCGAAGUGGUGCUGACAACGUCGUCGCCAAUUUAA